CAGUCACACGUCAUCUGCAGGGACACUGCAAGGAUUUCUUUUUCUGCCGGAAAAGUUGACGCUGCAAACUUAUUCUGGAAAGAGAGCCAUGAAUGUUUAGGUUUGUCCACAACGCGAGUGCUUGUUCGACCAUGGAGUGCAGCCUUUAUUGCCAGAUCUGUUGCAAAAGAUUUGUAGAGCUGCAUCGUUUUAAGCAACAUAUGACUACAAAAAUACAUCAACAGAAGCUUCAAGAUGUUUUCCAAAAAGGACGCAUAUCCUGCAAUUACCGGAUACCCUACAUUGCAUUUGUGGAUCCAAAAAACAAACAAUUUGAGUGUCAGAAAUCUACUGUUGGCCUGUCCCUGAUCACUCUGUGUUUCAGUCAAAAUCCUGAUUCAAGUUUUUACCUCUGCCAUGUUUGUAAUGAUAAAUGCUCCAGGAACACGAUUUUAUCCCACACAUCUUCAGAAAGCCACUGCUUUCACUACUUUGUAUAUACAAACCCAGAUUAUUUGAGUUUCUCCUGGAAACAAGACAUGGACAUGCUGACCCUUCUGGGGUGGAAGCUCAAAAGGGAAAGCAGAAAAUCUGAGCUUCAAACCUUGCAGUUAUUGCAUUUACCCCCACUGCUCAUUAAGAAGCUCAUGUCAUCAACCUACUCAGAAGUGAUGAAAACCUUAUGUGAAAAUGGCAAACUUCUUGAGCGGUUUGAAGCUAUACACCAAAACAGGGUGACUCUUCAAGGUUACCACAGCAACCACAACAGACAGCAUCCGCUUCUAGGACUGCAGCACAUUGUUGAAUGUGUUUCUUCUGAGCCGGGAGAAGCAUUGUACUACCUCUGCACACUGUGCCAGCUUUUGAUUCCCAGCCACACGAUCAUCGGACAUUUACUGAGCUUUGACCACGUACACUCGUAUUUUAAAGCGUGGCAUCCCUCAACACUGAUCUCAAAGGAGUCGGACAGGAGUAGUUUCCUGCUUGAUUGUGCAAAGCAAGCUGAGAAAAUUCAUGCUGCUGAAAAUAUUUCUGUGCAGCAAGUGAAAAUGCAGCCCGAUGUCUUCAAGUCUGUGAAUUUCAAUUCCUAUUCAGAAGCUUUGAAGAGCCUGGAAUCCGUCACAAAGAGAUGCUUAACCGUAAGCAUAAAACCAGGCGACAGGAUUGGUCAUCAUCAGGCCUCUGCUCCUUCAACUAAGGAGGUCAAGUGCAUGGUGCACUGCCAGAACUGCAGUAAAGGUUUCUCCAACAUGUUCAGGUAUUUGGAGCAUUUAGCAAGCAAAGAACACAUAAGAGUGAUGCAGGAACUUUCUCAAGAUUGGACAGGACAUUUUUAUGGCCGAGGAAAGUUCUAUGUGCACCUGUACACGUACAUCAACGAGUGUUUAAAGACAAAUAUGCCACCUGUCGGAACAUCACUGGUUAUGACGUGCCUCACCUCGGUUUCUAAAGAUGACCCAUUUUAUUUGUGCAUCGCCUGUCAGGAUUUUUUUUAUCAGUCUGAUGUCCAGAAUCAUUUUGAAUCCCGAAAGCAUCUCAUCAGCACUCAGUUGUAUGUGAAUCCCUGGCUGCUGCCUUUUGCCUGGGAGGAAGACCUGGACGACAGGGCCCUGAGGUGGACGGCAUGGAAGGAGGGACAAAAUCGAGGCCAGAUCUUCCUGAAGAUUUUUGAUGUUCCAUACUCAGUAUUUCAUUGCCUUGACUCUCAGUACGAAGAAGUAUUUCACAGCCUUCAAGUGCAGUAUCGUGGUUUUAUGCAUAAAGUUCCACAGAGCAAGACGUACAGCAAAGACAAACAGAACGAACAGUUUCCUCUGCUAGGCCAAGGGUUCCUCGUUCUACACUACGUGGGCGUCGCACCGAACGAGGUGGAGGUGGGAUGCCUGUGUUUGCUCUGUGAAAGGAGGGUGUACAAAGAGGAAAUUGAAGCUCACGUCUUCAGUCGGGAACACGUAUCAACAUUUCUGGACUGUUUUCAUCCAGACUCACUGACUUCCUGUACUGUCGAUGCUGAAACGCUUCUGGACUUGGCAAAGCAAGCAGCAACGCUUCACUCUCCGUCAUGCAUGCAGAAAAUUUUGUUGGACGAACCAAUCUGGGAUUCAUGCAGUUACCAAGAAGCAAAGAUGAUCUUGACAAAUGCAAAAUGGACAACAGAUAAUGAAAAUCUUGUACCUCCAAUAAACCCAAUGCGGAAACUGGUUCCCAGGAUCCCUCCAAAACACAUUAGCAAACAGCAAAAGACAGAUGACCAGAAAACAUGCACCGUCACUGACACGAAAGAAAAAGAACAAAGUAGUGGCAAGGAGGCACUGUCCAGAGAAACCGAAGCUGCUGCAGAAAAAGAAGGAUGUCAAAAAGUGUGUCUGAAGGAUUUAGAAAAUGAAAGAGAGACAGUUCUGUCAGUGAAGUUGAGCACAGAAGAGGCUACGACUGAAAACCCAAAGGAGACGGUCGUGGAGAGCCACAAAAAUACUGAAGAGAAUAACAGUGCUCUGACUAAACCAGAAGGCAGCUCAAGAAUCAAACCGGAAGCAACGCAACAACAAAAAAACGAGAGGAAAAGGUCAAUGACUCCAGAUGAAACCGGUGGAAAUGGAUCCAAAAUGAGCCCAAAAAGACAGCGGCUCUCCUCCAACGAGUCGUGUUUUGAAGAGUCCACCAAAAUGUCACCAGAAAGUGGCACAAAAGUGAUUAGCACAAAUGCAGCUGAUAAGGAAGAGGAUCACAAGAAGGCGGUGUGUUCUUCCAAUGAGCGAGGCACAUCCGAUAAAAAACCCACAAGCAACACAGAUCAACGGAAAUCAUCCCUCUCUGAGAACUCCCACACUUCACCUGUACCAAAAAGUAACAAAGAUCCCGCCGACGGGAGAAGCGAUGCUGGUUCAAGUCCUCGAAGCACAAACACAAAAUAUAAAGCAGACGUUUCUCCAACCAAAACGAAGUCGUUAACGUUUGAAGCGUCUACUAAAUCUGAAAAACCAAGAGCAGUUCCUUCCACCACUCCAACGAACACGUUGAAAUCUACCACAGGCCCUCACACACAGACAAAAACCGCUUCCACCACUUCAAAAACAUCCACUCCACAGUCCCAAACAGGGUCCGUGACACCGAAAAGUAAAACGCCAUCUAAAGAAAUAUGCAGCGCUGCAUCCUCGUCUGACCCCGGAUCUGCAGCGACGCUUAAACCCGAACAGCCUCUCAAAUCCAAAGAUCCAGCAGCACCUAAGACUAAGGAAGCAUCAUCUGCCACUUCUGAAAUGGCUAAAGCACAAGUCAUAAACCUAAAUGCCAAAUCAUCUGUAAACACAUUGACGAGGGGAAACCCUGACUCUGAAACGGCGGCUCACAAGAGGAAACCGCCGGCCUCUCUUCACCAGAAACCAGAAGAAAUCAAGAAGGUGCGGAAUGACCUCCCUCAUGUUGCUUCGAGCAAGACGACGCUAGGUGGAAACUUUCCUAAAGUUGGAAAGAACUACCUGGUUGUGGUGUCCUGUGAACAAAAGCAGCAGGUCUACUGUCUGCUGUGUUCAGUCAGACUGAUUGCGUCCAGCCACCUGAUGGACUCUGUCCACCAGUACAAAUAUGUGAAACUGAAAUAUCCUGAAUGGCCUGGGAAUGAGAAGAUGGAAAACGAGUUAAACCGCAUCGUUCACAAGUUGGCAAACGUCGACAAAGAGUUGCCUCACACUCAGAUUUUUCAGAGAUUGGAGGUGAAAAAAGAUACGUACCAAACACUGGGACAACUCCCAGACCACUUGGCUAUAGAAACAGUGAAAACGCUAGUGAAACAAAGAGACCUGAAGCCCUCAUCGUCUCCCUCAGUCGAUAACACGGAGCGUCCUUCCAAGGACAUUUCCAGUCCCUGUGACGUUUCAAGCUCAGGUGAUUGGAUCCCAGUGUUUCACGAUGAAAUGUCAGACGCUGCAGACGGCCAUCAGCUCUGGGCAAGCCUGGACCAAGCGUCGGAAAUGGAGUGCGUCGAUGAAGAUGUUUUGUCUGCAGGUCAAUCAUUUAGCGAAAAGAGCUCAGAUGAGGAAGAUUUGCAAGUGGAUGAAGAGAUCCAGGUUGUAGCUGAGACCAUGCAGACCCAGGAUCCACAACAAGUCUUGGAUCGAUGUGCUCAAGCUGAAGAUACAGCAGAGACGAUCCUGAAAAGUGCAGAAAGUUGUUGUCCAGCCGAGUUACAGAGACACCAGAGGUCAAGUGGUGAAGAUCUAGAAGCACAAAAUCUGAUUCAGGAGCACCAACCAUCAAUGACUGACAAGAGCAUUAACCCAAAUCCCGUUCCAGACGAUGAAGCUGAAGAUGUAGCAGAAACUCCCCAGCUGAAUCGGCUGAAGGUGCAAGAUGACGGUCGGUCUCAUCGUAAAGUCACACUUGUCGUGGCAGGACAGCAGAACCAGUCAGGCCACAAAGCCGAACCGGCUCCUAUGCUUCACUUACGAUCUGAAGAGCACAGAUCGUCACAGGCAAACUCCACUACUUUGACUGGAAAAAUUUUUCCACGAUCGAGUGAUUUGCACAUUUUCCUGACGGCAAGUAAUCAGGAUCCUAAUAAGGUUGCUGGCAGGGCGUAUGUGUGGGAGUGUCAUAGUUCAUAUCAGAAAACCUUCCUGUGCGAAGCGUGUGAAGAGAUGCUCUCAUCCCGAGAUAUCUGUCAGCAUAUGGUCAGCCUCAACCACCAGCUCAAUUACUUGCGGAAGGAGGACCAAAGGUUCCUGGACAUGUUUUGGCUGCAGGACGACUUACCUCUGGACUUUAAAAAUCAGGUUUUAAUGGAUGUUAUCCAGGCACUGUCAAAGCGGGAGAAGGCUCUUAAUGUUGAGCCAAAGUUCAUAUGGCUGACACCUGAGUUGCAUAAAGUUCUCCUAGCAACUCCUUUCAGUAAAGCAUUAGAAAUUUUGAAAAGCAUCAGAGAUGAAGAUUUGAGAGUUUUUCAUCCAUCUGCCUAUGCUGGCCAUCAGACGAGCGAGCGUCACAAAAACGGACAGCAGACUGCAGGGCCGCAGAGCAUACAGGAGUCUCUUCCUGCAAAUUGCAUGUCGGCUCAAAUACUAGAAAAAGACCAAAGAAGGGAAAUGGCUAAUCAGAAUCCAGAUAAAGCACAUCCUAAAGAACCAACCCUGGCUGAAAGUUUUGCUGCAGUUGGAAGUGGAAGAACCUCGAGGAUGGAUGUAAUCUCUUCCUCUUCAAAGACUGACCAUGCUGUCCUUCCAGACCCAAAUGUUUGUGCACAAAACCUAAGGCCUCUAGAAGUGAAUCCUCCAAACUUAAAAGUUGAUCCUGUUGUUCCUUCAAGCUCCACUGCUGUAGCUCUCAGUCUAGAGCCCUGCAGUAGUUCUCUCCAGCCACACGACACAUCUUCCGUCUCUCAGGUUGAAGGAAGCCCUCGUCCUCAAGAGCUGAAUGUUCCUUACUCCAAACAUAACCUUGUUGUUCCUUCAUGUCCCCCAAAUCCCAAUCUAAACACAAGUAUUGGUGGUCCUCUACAGCCAGGAUUCAAUCCGGGUGUCUGUCAGCUCAGACGAAACUCUGGUCCUCUUGAAGUGAACUCCAACUCAGUAACUGAUCUGAUUCCUUCAAGCUCUGUAAAUCUCGAUCAACUGAUCAGAAGUGUUCCUUUACUGAGAGAUAUAAACCCUACGCAUCAAAAUUUCUGGCAAUUUACUUCAGAGCUAGUCUCUGUGAUGAAGACUUGCAAUCAGCCAGCUUUAAAUACUGCUGAAAGUAGAGAGGGCAUGAAGAUGAGCCAUUCACUUGUUGUUCCUCAAGGAAAUGCUAUCGUUCCCACUGCUGACCUCAGAGAGCCACACAGGUUACUCAUCAGUGUUCCUAAGGACAUCAGCAAAAUUGGAAAGCCAGAGCCCAGUGAGACUGGGAUCAAUCAGCUGCCCAUUAAUACCAUCAUAACUUCCAGGUCGAGCCACAUUAAGCAGACGUUUAAAGGCCAAACUCGCACUGACGUGAGUAGACGGCAACUGCCGCCAACACCUAGCCACACUGAGACUGUGGCGUCUCCAGGAGGCGUCAACCCUUACAUCCAGCCUGCCUAUCUCCCAAGUGUGCAUCUGGGUUCUGCUCCAACACAGAGCCAGAUUCCCCUCGAUGCUUUUAGAAUUUACCAGCAGUACGUGUAUCCAAGCCAAAGCUACUUUCAGCCGGUAGUGAACCCCAUGAACAUGCCUUCAUUCGGUUACAGUUUAGCGGAGCAGAUGCCUGUAGUUUGGACGAAUGCCGAUAUGCAGAUGUACUAUUCCAGGAGGCCAGAAAGUGAGCAAUGACUUCACCCAAUUUUUUGUCUUUUUUUUUUUUUUUUUUUUUAAUGCUGACCAAUCUCUUCAGCUCAGUUUGGUGCUUUCUUUUUUUAAUUCCAGAGCUCUGUCUAACAUAAAUAUAACUUCAUAUUGUGGAGUCAGUGUUACCUUGUUAAAACAAGUAGGUGUUUAUCUUCUGACCUAUUUCAAAGGCUAUAAGUGAGCUUUCUAUGAAGAGGUUUUCCGACUUCAAAAUAGUGUUAAGCUACCUCAGUAUUUUUGUGCAUGUGAUUUUUUUUAUUUUUUAUUUUUUUUAUAAACUGGCAUAUUUCUUGUUUGAUGUAUCUAUCUGUUCAAUGUAAAAUAUGUUUUAUUUCAUUGGUGUAUAUGAAUAAAAUGUAUGUUUUGUCUACUUUUUUAAA
This is a messenger RNA of Gambusia affinis (western mosquitofish), 6658 nucleotides long. RefSeq lists its product as uncharacterized. The record is from RefSeq and is a predicted model, not a curated record. Lineage: Eukaryota; Metazoa; Chordata; Actinopteri; Cyprinodontiformes; Poeciliidae. Gene Ontology annotation, molecular function: nucleic acid binding; zinc ion binding. The transcript has 45 exons. The coding region runs from base 93 to 6263 and encodes 2056 amino acids.